AUGUUAUUAAUUCCGCUUCCCGUUUCUCGGAUUGCCGCAGCCGCUCGCCUGCGCGAGACCGUCACCGCGGGAGGCACCUUCGAAACGGCGAGCGCAGCAGAGAUGGCCAUGCAACCGGCACCACCACAGCCGCCUCCACACGCCUACAUCACCCUCCGGCGCCGUCCUCACCACAACACCACGGAGUACGGCACCACCAAGCCCUGCAGCCGCCGCAUCCACAUCCGAAUGGGCCUUCACACGCAGUUGUGCCGUUGGCUCCCGGCGUUGGUUCCCUGGAGCGUCGCAAUCGAGAUCGAGACCACCGAGACCAUCGCGACCACCGUGACCGCGAUAGGGCCCCACAGAGCCCUCCGGGCGCUCAUGCGGAUCGCGAACGGCGGGCUGCCCGAGGGGAUCGAGAUCGGGAUCGAACUCGAGAUCGCGACCGGGACAAGGCUCGAUCCCGUGAUCGCGGCCGGGAGAGGGACAGGGAAAAGGAUUGGGAGAGGGAGAGGGAACGUGAGCGAGGCCACCGCGGAGCUAGACCGUUAUCGAGGACGCGUACGGGCAAGGCCAGCAGUCGAUCACCACAGCCGCAGCGUCGUAGCGGCGGCAGUAGCCGGUCGCCGCCGCCGUCGGGGCACGGACGGCGGCAGCGUAGCUUGUCGCCGCUACAGCGGCAGCGGGGUGUGUCUGGGCCGGGGCCGGGGCUGCCAUGUAGAGACGCACGAGGAGGCGGCGGUGGUGGCGGCGGCGGCUCGCGUGGAGAGUACGACCAUCCGCAGCAGCAGCAGCGUGCCGACCCGCGGGUCACUGGCACCCGCGAUGGUGCACGGGAUGGGCGCGGACGCGAGUGGGGCGCCGACAGGGAGGUACCCCGCGGGAUUGUUGACCGCGACUGGGGACCCGAUCGGUACGGCGGAUCUGCCGUACGGGACGAGCGGCGGGACCGUGACAGGGAUUGGGACCACGAGCGCGGCCCCUCCACGUCACCUAUCGCCGCCGCCGGCACAACACCUCCGAAACGCCGGCCGUGGCGGCGGCGGCGCCGUUGGUCGGGAUUAUCGUACUGACGGCGGUCGUGACUCGCAGCCCCACAGCCCAUCCGAAGGUGCCUUCAUGUCGCGACCGCCGAACCUUCGGGAUGGAAGUGCGCCGUACGGCGCCGCCGCCACUACCGGAGGCAGCGGCCGCGUCCAUUCCUCCCCAGCGCGCUCGCCUCGGCCGCCGGCGUACGACUAUCCGCCAGGGCAGUCGGCCUGGGGCCAUGGUGGUGACCUUAGUCGUCGUACGACACCGCCGCCGCCUCACACGCAAGAGCCGUCACCCGUGCCGCCGCCGCCGUCGCGGGAACUGCCGCCGCAGGGUGGCCGCCGCAGCGGCGGUGGCGGCGGCAGCCCCAGCAGCGAGGAGGGCGCGGUGGAGGAAAUGGAUGUGGACAUGGAUGUGGAUGAUGGUGCUUACACCGGCAUGCCCAAUCUGAGUUCUCGGCCGCCGCCGCCGCCAAGCCGGCAAGAUGACAUGCCGCCGCUGCCUGCCGUACCUCCCCCCGGAUCACCGACGGGUGCUAAGUGGAGCCAUGACGCAUCGUGGUACCAUCAACAGCACCACCACUACCAACAUUAUCACCAACAUCAACACCCGCACCAUCAUAUGUACCACAAUCUGUACGACGAGCGCGGCGGUGCCGCCCCCGUGGCGCCACCGCUGCCUCCGCCGCCACCGCAACCAGACCAUGACCUCCUCCCGCCGGCGCCACCGCCGAUGCCGCCACCGGCGCCGCCGCCACCACGACCAGUCUGGCCGGAAGGCCUGUACGAACAACUUCGUGAAACCUUUUUCGACAGAAUACGUUGGUGCUGUCACGCUUCAGUGCUGUUGGAACCCCGUACGGCAGCUGCCGCCGUUGCCAACGCCGCCGCCAGCACGGCGCUGCAGGAGCCUCAGGGCACCCAGGAGGUGGCGGCGGCGGCGACAACGACGGCGACGGAAGCGGCCGCGGCGGAGGCGGUGGCAGUGGAAGCAGCCAGCACGCAGCCAAAGCAGGCCCCUGAUGAGGAACCGCCUAGGGGGCCCUUGACGGCGGUGGAGGCCGCGGCGCUUCUUGAGCACGACGGGAGAGCGGUCUGGCGGUGGUUGGAAGGUCUGCAUCUGGGUAUGGAUCGGGAGUUCGAAUCGGUGGAUCUGGGUUCGCCGGAUCCAGAGGACGUGGUGCCGGCGCCCAUGCCGCUGCCGAUGCCGUACAGUAGCGGCGGCGUCGCUGGGCUCGCCGGCGGCGAUGAUGACGACGGCGGUAGUCCGGUUCCGGAGAACUUGGAGCCGCUGCCGCUCACGGACGAGUGCCGUGUGGUGCCCUGGACGCCGGAUCCAUACCGCCCACCCGUCGACCUCCGUGUACGACAAGACGAUCCAGGUGCUCUGCAACAACCUCAACAACCGCCUCUCCUGUACCUCGUCGACUUCCCGUCGGAUGAAAAGCUCUGGCAACCAUGGCACUUGAUGCGUCCGACGGCGGCGGCAGUGCCGCCGCCGGAGGCCGGCGGCGGCGGAGCCGCUGCCGGGGGACACGGCAGCGGCGGCACGUCGUACGGUCUGGAAUACUCGGCGACGGAACGUACGACGGGUCGCCGUGACGGUGCGGCCGUCGUGAGUGCGGCGGGGUGGCAGCAGCCCGAGGCGGGGUUGUUCCGUUUCCCCACGCACAAGCUCAACCUGGUGGAUGGCACUCUGUUGUGUCCGGACGUCAAGGCGAUGUCGCUGGGGGAGCUGCGGGAGCUCGCAAGUGGAGGCGGCAGCAGGGCGCCGUUGUGGGGCUGCAGCGUGCAGCGAGUUGCGGACAAGUUGUGGUUGCCCCUGACGCAGGAGCCCAUUACGGCGGACCAGCUGAAAUGGGUCGACUCAGUGGCGAGGUUGCCGGCGAAACCCGGCGGCGCAGGCGCCGCCAAUGCCGCCACAGCAGCGUCCGCGACGGCGCCGAUCCGUGUACGGCAGCCGCAAGGUCAGUUGCUGCGGCAGGUACUGGGCGCCUCGCAGACGGGUCGGGCGGCUGCCGCUGCCGCCGCCGCGAGCACACAGACCCAUGGGUCCGCGUCACACCAGUCUAAACUCGCUGCGCUGGAAGCUUCCUACGCUCGAUACAGCGGUAACAAGUCGGCGGCGCCAGGGUGUACGGCAGGGAUAGGAGCCCCCGCUGCCCCUGGCGGCGGCGGCGGGGCCGCCGCCGCUUCACAGCAGUCGGUCAGCCUGGCGUCGGUGCUGGCGGCGGCGCCGGUGCAAGGCGGCGCUGGCGGCGUGCCGCCGCCGCCACCCCGUCGAAUAGCACCAUCCUCGGCUUCCUUGCCGACGUCGGCGGCGAAAGCCGGGUCCAGCCUUCUAGACUGGUUGGACCGGCGGUCGGCGCUGGUCGCGUCACCUUCAGUAGUAAGGUCCGGUGAUCCGCUUGGCGGGACCGCUGCGGCCGCGGGGACAGCGGCACCGGCGCCGCAGCUGCCGCCGCCGCCUCCCCACGUACUGGCGGAGCUGCGGUACACGUUGUACGAGCACACGCACAAGUACUUGCUGGGCCGCGUCCUCAAACCGCUGCUACAGCGCAUUGGGCUCUUAGCUCCUGGCGAUUAG
Messenger RNA from Volvox carteri f. nagariensis, 3600 nucleotides. RefSeq lists its product as uncharacterized. NCBI's taxonomy places the organism in Eukaryota, Viridiplantae, Chlorophyta, Chlorophyceae, Chlamydomonadales, Volvocaceae. The transcript has 6 exons. Bases 1 to 3600 code for a protein of 1199 amino acids. The record is from RefSeq and is a predicted model, not a curated record.